AUGGAUGAAGACACAAUGCAUGCUUUAGUAACAUGUGGUUAUGCAAGUUCCAUUUGGGCUCAAUCUCACCUUCCAAUCCCCAUGAUAGCAACAAAUGUUUUUCAUACUUGGUUUAGUGAGCUAUUAAAUAUUUUAGACACUAACCAAAUUGUUCACGCAGCUGCAAUAUUAUAUCAUAUUUGGAGAGCCAGGAACGGAGCGGUAUGGGAUGCGUGUCUACCGCGACCACGAAAAGUGUUAGCCUUGGCCGAAGCAACCGCACUUGCAUGGCAAAGAGUCCACCACACCCACCCACAAACGGACCAAGGGGCUGCCGCACAAAGCAGUGCUACUGCCACUGCCGUGACACGGCAGCAGCAGCACUACAACACGGCAAAUGCCGUGACUGCUAUGGGGAUCGCCCAAGAGGGCGCACGGAACGAGCCUGCCGAGCCGAGACGGAGAUGCUAUGUCGAUGCUGGAUUCAUGCCAGCUACAGGAAGGGCUACGGUUGGCGCGGUUUUGUUCGACGAGGAAGGGGGAUAUGUAUCGGCAUUCAGUGCACCCUUGUCAGAUUGUCUGUCCCCGCUUAUGGCUGAAGCAAUAGCAUGUAAGGAAGCCUUGUCUUGGUUAUGGAAUCGUGGAGAGCGCUCAGUACACAUACUCACGGAUUGUUUGACCCUGCAACAGUAUUUGACAAAUCAAGCUAUCACUGUUCGGACUUACGUUGGCUAUGCCAUUGAUGCUUGUAGAGCAUGCAUUAUUUCUUUUGAUUAUUGUUCAGUUAAUUUUAUUCCUAGAUCAGAGAACUAUUUAGCACAUAGUCUAGCGGCUACUGCAUUUAAUUCUUCUACGAUUAUGUAUUCGGACGAUGUCCCUCCAGACUCUAUUUCUGAGUACCUUUAA
Molecule: messenger RNA, 885 nt
Organism: Ipomoea nil (Japanese morning glory)
Lineage: Eukaryota; Viridiplantae; Streptophyta; Magnoliopsida; Solanales; Convolvulaceae
Exons: 1
Coding region: 1-885 (294 amino acids)
Molecular function (GO): nucleic acid binding; RNA-DNA hybrid ribonuclease activity
Source: RefSeq, a predicted model, not a curated record